This is a messenger RNA of Polyodon spathula (Mississippi paddlefish), 5906 nucleotides long. RefSeq names its product cardiac-enriched FHL2-interacting protein-like. Gene Ontology annotation, biological process: positive regulation of calcineurin-NFAT signaling cascade. NCBI's taxonomy places the organism in Eukaryota, Metazoa, Chordata, Actinopteri, Acipenseriformes, Polyodontidae. The record is from RefSeq and is a predicted model, not a curated record. The transcript has 4 exons. The coding region runs from base 345 to 4778 and encodes 1477 amino acids. Gene Ontology annotation, cellular component: Z disc.
AAUACGUGUGCUAGCUUCUUCCCAUAUUACGACUGUGUUUGGUUUCACGGCUCCCAUGUCUAUUUCAGUACUUUUUACUUCCUUCUGGCUCCUUGCUUAGUUCAUUUCACCUGGUUUGGGAGGCCUAAGAGUGCGCCCCUGCUCAAAUGACAUUAUUUGGAUUUCCUGGUGAAUUAGGGAGGUUUGAGGCUUGACCAGUGAUCUCACAUCAAAAUGGAAUACAGGAUUAAAAGGAAACAAAUAAUCAUUUGAAGAUUUUGGAAGGUGAAUUUGUAAAUGCAAGACACCGUUGAUGGACGACUGAGUGAGACAACUGGCCCCUGAAUCUGUGUUAAGCACUUGAAAUGAGUUUUCUGGAUCACUGCCAUAUGACUCACAAAAGAACGAUGCAGAAGCACCACAAAUAUACAGAUGGCUUUAGUGACAUGUCAAGCAUUGGAAGUUUUAUGGAUGAUACCGACAGAGAAGUUAGCAAUCUGACAGACCGUGCAUUUAGAAGUUUAUGUAUUGGGGAAGAAGCCAUUUAUAAUGACUCAGAUUUUGCUGUCUCUCCACUUGAACGCAGCUUGGCUUUUAUUGAUAAUGCACAAAACCCAGAUAUCCUGAAAAAAGAAAGCCAUACCAUUAGAAUUAAAUCUAAAGAAGUGGAAGAAAAAUCUGAAGUUGCUGUAACAUUCCAGAAGUCAGUCAGGCACAGUUCCAAACAAGCAGAAAAUGGCUUCAAAAAUGAUAUAGCAACUCAUUUGAGCAAUGGUGUUAUUGGGGCAAGCUGUAGACCAAAAAAGAACAUCUCAAACGUAUCUUCCCUGAUUAACGCAUCUGAUACAGUAGAAAAUGACGGUGACAGUAGCAUAAAUCUGGGCAACAAACAAUGCAUUCUAGCAGCUACUAAAAAUGAUAGAAUGCAUAAAGAAAGUGACUUUGCAUCAUGGGAUAAGUCUGCCCUGUUGAGUAUUGAGAAAGAAUUAUCUGAAUUCUCUCUUGCCUAUCAGCAAAACUAUAUGUUAAGUAAGAAAUCUGAUGAAGAUAAUAGAAAGAAAACAAUUGAUAAUUUACUCCCAGGCAGAAACAAUUUGCAAUCUUCUAACAUGAUAAUAACUCAUAAGUCCAACGUGGACCCAAAUAAUCCUCCUGCUAUACCUACUAAAAACAAAACUAGCAAUACUAGUAAAGGGAAAAGGUUGAGCUUCAGGAAUUGUUUUCUCCAUAGUGAAUACAGUCCAUUCAGAUCAUGGAAAGAUUAUAAUGAAUUUCCAUUUGAGAAAGAAGAAGUGGAACUUUUGCCAACAAAUGGAAUCCCUAAAUGGUACGACUCUCCUGAUUACAAAGAACUUACAGCAGCACAUAGAAAUAGAACCCUGCCAAUUGAGGACAGGAAAAUGCGAAAACACCAAAAAGAUGAUGUUUCUCUCACAGGAAGUGCAUCAUCUUCUCUUUUGCAAGAAGCCUCCAUGUUUGAGAAAAUAAGUGAAUCGGAAAUGGGGAGUACAUGUCCCCCGUGGAGAAGAACUAGAAACACGAUUAAAAACAAACUGCCCCUUCCCCAUCCCUGUACUGUUUCACCAUUUAGUGAAAAAUCUAGUAGAAAAGAAGACAGUAAUUUUUCUUUCACAAAGCCAACAUCAACCCUCCAAAAAGUACGCACAGUUGUGGAUGGACAAAUACCGAGCAUUGAAACACCCUCGUUCAACAUUUCCAAACUCCUGACACCAGUUAUUCAUGCUAGACAAGAUACGGAAACAUCUGAGAUCCUACAAUGUGUGUUAUCUCCACCAACCACUGACUUAACAACUUCACAUGAAAAUGAAUUUAAAGCUGUUGCUGAGAGCAAAUUACGUGACAGUUAUAAAUCUAUGGCUUCAAGCUUGUUAUUUAAUCUUAAAGAUAACAGGAAAAGAGUAAAAAGCACUUAUAGCCCAUCUGCCUUUCGAAGCCACGAAGUACAAGACCGAAGUAAACAGACCUCAAACCAAGAGGUAAUUCCAAAAAAUGUGCCGUUUACCUCAGACCCUCCUGCUAACUCUUCUACACAACUACAAAGGACAGACAUCUCCCCUAGCAUCGCCUCAACUUUGCAAACAUUGAACACACAAGUCGCUGACAAUAAAGAAGCUGCUGUUUGUAUCUCAGAUGACUAUUUGACUUUAAGUUCACCUCAAACCAUAAAAGAGGCUGCUAAUUACAAAGGCCUCAGUCAUGUAAUUCGGGAAGGUGCAGUACAUAAAACUAAAUCUGUUGAAAGCGAAAGUAGUAUAAACAAUGAUUUAGAUAUGAUGCCUUGCCCCAGAUCAAGUGAAGUCACCUUGCGAAAGAGACCAGACUACCCCUCUUUAAAACUGUACAAGAAAGAGGAUAUUGUGAAGGAAGAAACCAAAGAAAUACCAGCAUCAAUAAAGAACCCUCCACAGUCUAGUUCACCACAAGAGAAUGAUAAUGUUGAAAAGCAUACUGCCAUCCAAAAUAUUAGCAGUUUCCACAAGACAAGGACAACCCCUAGCUUUCCCUUGCAGGAAAGCAGUGUGAAGCACAACCCUGGUGUUUCAUGUAAAGGAAGUACAGGUGGUAGAACAAAGCCUUCUAAACAAUCAUAUUUAUCAUUAAAAGGUCACCAUCAAAAUGAUUUGGAUUACAACUUGAAUGAAGAGUUAGCUUUGAGGAAUGGAAAUGGUAGUGAUGAAAAGGUUAAAAAUACUGCAGAGGAGACAAAGAAAGACAUUGAAAAUACGGAGUUGCAGUAUUAUGCACUAAGUAACCAUGAAAGUAAGAGAGAAAGUGAAGCUGAGAGCCACCCGUCACCUAUGAGAAAUCAAAGUACAUCCCCAAAGGAAGAACACGAUUUGCCUUCGAAUGGGGUGGAGGAAAGAAGCUGGGUUCAUUGUUUAAUAGAUGAUGCUAUGGGUUACACACCAGUAUCAUCAUCUAAUGCAUCAUCUCCGUCUUCAGUAAAGGGAAAUCUGUUUAAAGUUAAAGACAACACAUUCCGGACGUCACCUGUAAUCAAGUCCGUGAAAGCACCAUUGCAAAAAACAUUUCAAGAGGAUGUUGAGAUGAAUGGCCUUAGUAGAAGUGGAAGCAGUCCUGAGAAAUUUGAAAUUGCAAAGGCCUAUUUUGAAGAGUAUGACAAAGACCGAGUUACAGAGAAAAUCCCUCUUACAGGUGAAGCCCUAGUUACAAGUGAAGGCUCAGUUAAAGGUGAAGCCCCAGUUAGACAUGAAGGCUCAGUUAAAGGUGAAGUCCCUUUUAGAAGCGAAAGCACAGUUAAAGGUGAAGCCCCAGUUAGAAGGGAAGGCUCAGUUAAAGGUGAAGCCCCAGUUAGAAGUGAAGGCUCAGUUAAAGGUGAAGCCCCAGAUAGAAGUGAAGGCUCAGUUAAAGGUGAAGCCCCAGUUAGACAUGAAGGCUCAGUUAAAGGUGAAGUCCCUUUUAGAAGCGAAAGCACAGUUAAAGGUGAAGCCCCAGUUAGAAGGGAAGGCUCAGUUAAAGGUGAAGCCCCAGUUAGAAGUGAAGGCUCAGUUAAAGGUGAAGCCCCAGUUAGAAGUGAAGGCUCAGUUAAAGGUGAAGCCCCAGUUAGAAGUGAAGGCUCAUUUAAAGGUGAAGUCCCUUUUAGAAGCAAAAGCACAGUUAAAAGUGAAGCCCCAGUUAGACGUAAGGGCUCAGUUAAAGGUGAAGCCCCAGUUAGAAGUGAAGGCUCAGUUAAAGGUGAAGUCCCUUUUAGAAGCAAAAGCACAGUUAAAGGUGAAGCCCCAGUUAGACGUAAGGGCUCAGUUAAAGAUGAAGUUGAAUGUUUAAUUCAACUUAAUUCAGUGCGAGUGGAAGAAGAAAGUCAAUUGAUUGUAAACACAAAGUCAGAAGACAUAGAAAGUUGUGCCGCAAGUACCGUACACAUAGACGAAAAGGUUGCAAGAGCUGUCUGUACAAAAGAAGCAGAACAUUCAAAAGAUGUUAGUGAAAGGUCAGAUUCAUUAAGUAAUGUUAGUGAAAAUAAACCAUUAGGCAAACCACCCACUGUUCCCCCGAAAACUGAAAAAGGACUUCGACGUGCCAAGAAGCUUACCAACAGAAGAAAAAAGGCUGAAACAAAGCCAAAAACAGAAAGUACUAGCCAAAUCGAAAAGAAACCUGUCAGAACCGUUUCCAGUGUGCCAUCAUCUCCAACGCAUAUGUCACAGUCACCCAUACCUAUGAAUUCAACACCAGUACCACAGCCUGUGCACCUUGAACCGAAGGAUGUUUCGCCAGUCCCUAAUAUUGUGACAACACCGUUAAUCCAGUCUUUCCCAAUUACCCAAAGAAAGCUGCUACAAGACCCUGAGUCGGGUCAGUACUUUGUUGUAGAUAUGCCUGUCCAAGUGAAAACUAAAACCUUUUUUGAUCCAGAAACUGGAAAAUAUAUUCAGCUAUCCAUUCGAUCAGCGGAAGGCGGAUUAUCACAUGCAUCAUCGUUGGAGGUUUUGAACCCUCCUUAUGUGGUAUAUCCUGGAUUUUUGCCCUUGCCUGUCACAUCUUUACCAGCAUUGAGGUCUUCUUCUGAGAUGUCAGCACCGGCAGCGCUUAUGGAUGAUCAUGGAAUAAAUGACCGUUCAGAGAUCUGGACACAGGAUGCUAUUAACCAGAAGCACAAUGAAGAAAGUCACCCGUACAUCGAGCCUGUGUGUGAUUCUCACAAUCAGCUGACUGAUGGAUCAAUGCACAGUGAAGAGAAAGAAAGUAGCAGCCCCAGGAAUUUGGACAUAAUACCAAUGAGUGAGUUAGAAGAUUUUGCAGUUGAAAGCAUUUUAUAGAUUCAGGGAUAUAUAUAUAUAUAUAUAUAUAUAUAUAUAUAAAUUCCUUAAGUUAAGUCCUUGUUUUGAAACACCCAGCAAAAAUAGAACACGGAUAUGAAAGAACAUAUUAAAUCAAGAUAAUUUUCUGCAUAUUUUACUUUUUUUUAAGAACAAGUUAUGGAAAUAAAAGUAAAUUCUUUCUAUUUUCCCUUUUAGUCUAACUGUAAUCUAUUUAGAAAACUGGGAUUCAUACAACUGUCCAUUAGAAAUUAAUUAAAGGGGAACCCAAACAGAAAAAAAAAAAAAAUCGAAUAAAAAAUAUUGAUAAUUACUCCACGUGGUCCGAAUUUAAAGACGAAAUAAAAUAAAAUAAAAGAAAGAUCCAUUCCAGUCCCAAUUGCUUUUUUUUAAAAACUGGUAUUUUUGCCCCAAGUGAAAAAUCCUGUGACCUUGACCAGUGACGUCAUAGAGUGAACACCUUUAGUGUUGGACAUGGCAGAUGCAAUAGAGCUGGCCCUAUCAUUUCGAGCCGCACUAGAGUUAAAAAGAUGAAACGGAAAAUAGCAGUGAUCAAGACAAUCUCAGUGAUGGUUUAAAUAACACUGACUGGUAAGAGUUUUGCUGGGUACCAUAUCGUUGUAAAAAAAAAAAAAAAGUAAGUUAGGUAAUAAUAAUUAAAAAAAAAAAAAACUCACCUAUUCACAAAUGUUUCAACUAAAUCCGCUAGACGGAGCCAAAAACCACAACAAUGUCCCUGCAGAUUCCCGAAUACAAACAGGAAUAAAGGCCUAAUUCCACUGGUAUGUAUUUUACAUUCCUAAUCUCAGGUGCUCCUGUGGUAACUGCCAACCAAUGGGUAUACAAGGAGAGAGCAUUUGUUGUCAGGAAAUUGACAAAACUCAUUUCGGUCAUUGAAAAAAUUCAAGGUUUAAUCGUUACAUUACCAAUUUUUAAAAUUGGAAAUUGAAAAAAGACACAUCAUAUUUCUAUGAUAUCAAAGGACAGUUUAGUGUGAACAUAGGUAUGAAUGUUUGGGUUCCCCUUUUAAACAUGUGUUCUCUCUCUCUCUCUCUCUCUCUGUAUACGUACAGUGCCCCCACGCUAUAAUGCAGGUCAUGGAGAAACAGAACAUGAGUGUUAUAAUCG